AUGAUCGCUGGAGGAGACUACAUUACAAUUCUUUCUCCAGGAACAUUCGAGCGCAGUUUAAUCCAGAAAAUGAAAGGAGUUAUGUUGGUUUAUACAAACACAUUGAGUUAUGUUGUCAACAUGGACCUUUUGAGCAAUAAACUGGUGGGGGAAAUACCCAAGGCGUUGAUACUUCUUUCAGGAUUGCUUGGUCUUAACUUGUCUAACAAUCACCUCACAGGUCGUAUUCCAGAUAGAAUUGGUGAUAUGCAUUCGUUAGAGUCUCUUGACCUUUCUAUCAUCCAUCUUUCAGGGAUAAUCCCUCAAAUUCUGUCGGCAUUAACAUUUCUUAGCCAUCUGAAUUUGUCACACAAUAACUUAUCCAGAAGAAUCCCAACAGGAAGUCAGCUCCAGACGCUCACUGAUCCAUCAAUAUAUGCUGGCAAUAAUGAGCUUUGUGGUAGUCCGUUGCCAAUCAAUUGCAACCAUGAUGAAGUCCCAGAAAUGGGAAGAAAUGUUGAGGAAGAUGAAGACGAUGAUGGCGAUAAGAAGGAUGGAUUUAUGGUGCAACAGGCGGUUUCACAACCGGGUUUAUGGGAAUUGUGGGAGUUCUGGUGCUUAAGAAAAGAUGGAGACUCACUUUCUUCAAUUUUGUUGGAUAUUACAUCUACAAGAAAGUGUGAUACUUUAAAGCAAAUUAUAAUGCUUGCGGAUUUCGUUUCUUUUCUUAGACAAAGUCUUGAACACAAAAUAAUGCGGAGUGGAUUGAGCAACUCGUCUAAAACUUCAUGGACCAAUUGA
This is a messenger RNA of Lactuca sativa (garden lettuce), 780 nucleotides long. NCBI's taxonomy places the organism in Eukaryota, Viridiplantae, Streptophyta, Magnoliopsida, Asterales, Asteraceae. The record is from RefSeq and is a predicted model, not a curated record.